Molecule: messenger RNA, 1880 nt
Organism: Linum tenue
Lineage: Eukaryota; Viridiplantae; Streptophyta; Magnoliopsida; Malpighiales; Linaceae
Source: the annotation of a GenBank genome assembly
GUCACACUUUUUCCCUCCUCAACCCUCUCACUACCAGAAACCUCUCCCUUUCUUUCCCCCCACAAGCUUGGAUUGCAUAAAAAUGGCGGUUUCAAGGACAAGAAGAAGCAGCCAUUUGCGUUACAUGAAUCUCUUGCCUUUCUUCUUCUGCUUCGUCCUCCGUUGUUAUCACUCCAUUGGGCUAACCAGCGAGCAGGAACUCGACAGAAUCUCUGCCCUCCCGGGCCAGCCGCCGGUCACAUUCUCUCAGUUUUCCGGCUAUGUCACCGUCAAUGAACAGCACGGCCGCGCAUUGUUCUACUGGCUCACUGAGGUCGCCGGCGCCGCUUCUCCUAGAACCAAGCCCCUCGUCCUUUGGCUCAAUGGAGGACCAGGCUGUUCAUCAGUAGCCUAUGGAGCUUCAGAAGAGAUUGGUCCCUUCAGGAUUAACAAAACUGCUUCUUCCCUCUUCCUCAACAAGUACUCAUGGAAUAGAGAAGCAAAUAUUCUGUUCCUGGAAUCACCAGCUGGAGUUGGAUUUUCCUACACAAACACAAGCUCUAACCUCAAAGAUUCUGGUGAUGCAAGGACGGCUCAGGAUGCUUUGGUUUUCCUCCUCAGAUGGAUGUCAAGAUUCCCUCAGUACAAGCACAGAGAGUUCUACAUCUCUGGCGAAAGUUAUGCCGGACACUAUGUACCUCAGCUAGCAAAGAAAAUCCAUGACUACAACAAAGCACACUACUCCAACAAAAAACCCAUCAUCAACCUCAAAGGAAUCAUGGUAGGUAACGCCGUGACGGACAACUACUACGACGGGAUCGGCACGGUAACCUACUGGUGGACACACUCCAUGAUCUCCGACAGAACCUACCGGUCCAUCCUCAACCACUGCAACUUCGCGGCGGAGAAGACCUCGAAGCAGUGCGACGACGUGGUGGGGUACGCGAUGAACCACGAAUUCGGCGACAUCGAUCAGUACAGCAUCUACACUCCUUCGUGCAAGCACCCCAAGAGCAACGAGAACGUGACAAGCAGUAGAUUUCUCCGGAUGAAGAGCACGGUGCUUCACCGGCCCAUUUCGGGGUACGAUCCUUGCACCGAGAGCUAUGCCGAGAAGUAUUAUAAUCGGAGAGAUGUGCAGAAGGCAAUGCACGCCGAUGUGCCUGGGAUUCCUUACAAAUGGACUGCUUGCAGUGAUACGCUGAUUAGGUACUGGAAGGAUUCUGAUUCUUCGAUGUUGCCUACUUACAAGGAGCUUAUGGCUGCUGGUUUGAGGAUUUGGGUUUUCAGUGGGGAUACAGAUUCGGUAGUGCCAGUGACAGCAACAAGGUUCUCUCUCAGCCAUCUGAACCUCACAGUCAAAACCAGAUGGUAUCCAUGGAAAUCUGGAAACCAGGUUGGGGGAUGGACAGAAGAGUAUGAAGGGCUGACCUUUGCAACAGUGAGAGGAGCAGGGCAUGAAGUGCCACUACUUCAACCCAGAAGGGCUUUCAUUCUAUUCAGAUCUUUCUUAGCUGGGAAACAACUACCAAGAUCUUGACAUUUCUCCCCAUAAAAAAAGCUACAUAAACAAUUGAUCAUAUGUAUGUACAAGGAGAAAAAUGAAAAAGGAGGGAUCUUUGCCAAUAUACUGUUGAGCUUUGUGGAGCAAUCCAGAUAAAAGCUCUGCUAGAAAUUUCUGUGUUCCACAAGUAAAGAGAGAAAGUAGGGGUUAUGUUAUGAGGGGUCAGCUAGGAAGCAAGAUGAGAUAGUAGGAUCAUUCAAUGUUGAGAAGAAGUAGGGUAACUCAUGUCUAUCUUGUAUGAUGAUACUCACAAAAGUUGGUACCAUCUGUCUGCACUUUUAUCCUUUCUUUCUUUUUACUCAAGUGCAAGAUGAAUUAUUUGAGACAUACACGACCU